Molecule: messenger RNA, 1317 nt
Organism: Adineta steineri
Lineage: Eukaryota; Metazoa; Rotifera; Eurotatoria; Adinetida; Adinetidae
Source: the annotation of a GenBank genome assembly
AUGUCAAUAUCUAUAGCAAGCACGACGACUGCACCAACAGCAUCUACAAAUACAUCAGUAGAUACAAUAAAAAAUAAUGAACCACUUGCUGUUCGAGUUAUGCGGUUAUCUAAACCUGCAUUAUAUCAAAAUAUACCAGUUUAUGGUGAAGACGAAUCUUCAUCAUCCGUAGCUGCAUUUCUUACUGGUCAAUCACAUGAUAUAGCAAUUGGAAGUGAUAAUUCGGUAUUCAGUCAUUUACUUGUACUUCCAUAUAGUUUUGGUAAUGUAUUUUUGGGUGAAAUAUUCUCCGCAAUUGUUGCUUUACAUAACCAGAGUGAUCAGAUACUUCGAGAUGUAAUUCUUAAAACAGAUAUUCAAACAGCUUCACAAAGAAUUACACUUAAUUCAAGUGAUCAAAAUGAUUUGAAUAAAAUUGAAUUAGCACCAGAUCAAAGUAUUUCACGAGUUUUACAACAUGAAGUUAAAGAACUUGGAAACCAUUCUCUAGUAUGUACUGUAACAUGUAUCGAUCAAAAUGGUGAAAAAUGUAAUUUAAAAAAAGUUUUUAAAUUACCCGUUGGUAAACCAAUUGAUUUAAAAACACGUUUUAUAUCUGGCGCAACGCAUGAUGAAUAUUAUAUUGUUGCUGAUAUUCAAAAUCAAACUCCAUCAAUAUUAAAUAUGACAACUGUUGCAUUGGAACCAUCAACUGCAUAUACUGCGAUAAAUCUAAGUAAUCUUCAUCAUGAAAAUUCCGAAAAUUCACUUUGUGAAUCAUGGCGUUUUAUUCGACCAAAUGAAAUUACAACAUAUAUGUUUUAUUUAAAAGCUCGACAAGAUGCUAGUUUUGAAGAAAUUCAUUCCACAACAACAUUAGGUAAACUUGAUAUUGUUUGGAUGUCUGGUUUUGGUGAACGUGGUCGUUUACAAACAAAUCAAUUACCAAAACCAACUCCAUCUAUUGCAACAACAAAUCUAGGAUAUUUACCUGAUUUACGUAUAUUUUUAAUGCGUGGUCAAGGAAAAUGUCAUAUUGAAGAAGCACAAAAAUUUUCUAUAAGAAUAUUAAAUUGUACACAACGUACAAUGGAUUUAUCAUUAAAUUUUGAUAGUUCAUUUUCUAAACGUGAACAAUUUUUAUGGAUUGGUAUAGUUAGUAAACAAUUAGGAAAACUAGAAGCACAUCAUAUGUAUGAUAUUGAAUUAGAACUUGUACCAUUAACAUGUGGAUUAAAAAGAAUUGGUGGUUUGAAAUUAACAGAUUUAUUAAUGAGACAUACGUAUGAUUUUGAUGAUUUUCAUCAUCUUUUUGUUCUACCGAAAAUUGUGCAUUAA